Molecule: messenger RNA, 1104 nt
Organism: Ciona intestinalis (vase tunicate)
Lineage: Eukaryota; Metazoa; Chordata; Ascidiacea; Phlebobranchia; Cionidae
Source: RefSeq, a predicted model, not a curated record
AGAUUUCUAUGGUACCAUGAUUCAGCGGAAAUUGCACCAACAAAUAAGAAAUUUAAUAAUUAAUAAGAACGGAAACAGUAAUUAGAAAAUUAAUACAAGGAAAUUAACAAGGGUAUGCCCCAACGCUGGUAAUAACUAUACAAAAAAAUAACAUUGUCUGGAAUUAUGUGGGUGUUUGGAUACGGCUCACUGCUUUGGAAAAUAGAUUUUCCAUACGAAGAAAGGGUGAUUGGGUACAUAAAAGGUUACCAGAGAAGAUUCUGGCAGCAUAGCACUGACCAUAGAGGAAUACCGGAAAAACCUGGAAGAGUAGUCACCCUGAUAAAAGAACCAGAAUCUACUGUAUGGGGUGUUGCAUACAGGAUACCGGAAAACAGAGUCCAAGAAGUUAAGAAAAAUCUCGACUACAGAGAAAAGGGAGGGUACACUGCAGAAUAUGUUCUUUUCCAUCCCCGAGACCAGGGCCUGCAACCUUUUAGCUUGAUGAUAUAUAUUGGGAAUCCAGGAAAUCCAGAUUUUGCUGGACCCGCACAAUUGAAAGAUAUUGCAGAUGUUAUAAGCAGUUCUGUUGGCCCAAGUGGCAGGAAUACAGAGUAUUUGUUUAAUCUUGCAAAGUACGUACGGCAGCAUAUACCUGAGGAUAAAGACAGCCAUUUAUUUGAAUUGGAAAACUUGGUAAAAGCAAAGUCUUAGCAAGCAAUUCCUUUGCACUUUGCUUUUAUUAAGUACAUAUUAAAAUUGAUUUAGAAUAAUAGUCUGCUAAAAGCAUGAGUAAAUUAAAAUGCCUUGCAUUAAGUGCAAUGUCUUUUAUGUAUUUUAAAUUGUCAUUCACCUUUUUCUGUUUCUAUGUAAGAACUUUUCGCAUCCAAAAUUUCUUCAUAUUUUCGUUUGUUUUGAUUUGCAGCAUUUUCAACUUUGGUGGUGGGGGAAUGUUAUGCGAGACAUUUGAUGUAUGUUCCAUGGGUUCAACUGUACUGUUAUUAUGUUCCAUAGUUCGAUUUAUACUGUUAUGUUCCAUUAGUUGAUUCGUACUAUUGUGUGCGUUGGAUUGAAUACUGUGACGUGUACCGUUUUUCAACUGAAAUACACACAGCAGAAAAUGGA